This is a messenger RNA of Cinclus cinclus, 1383 nucleotides long. RefSeq names its product PX domain containing 1 (gene PXDC1). Lineage: Eukaryota; Metazoa; Chordata; Aves; Passeriformes; Cinclidae. The record is from RefSeq and is a predicted model, not a curated record. Gene Ontology annotation, molecular function: phosphatidylinositol binding. Bases 688 to 1383 code for a protein of 231 amino acids. The transcript has 5 exons.
CCGGGGGUUCCAUCGAGGUUUCUCAGGGCACAGUAGGAGCGCUGGUCCACCCUGCGCGCUGCGGGCGGCUGACAGCCUGGCAGUCUCCCUCUUCCUCCCUCAGCUGGCCGGGACGGAGGCUUAGAGAAAAAAAAAAUAAAUAAAAGCCGAAAAAAACCUUCUGGGGUCACUGGGCGGAGAAAAAAAAUCCUCGUCCUGUCUGCGGAGUCUGCGAAAAGGGCCCGAGAAGGAAGAGGAGGAUCCCGCCCCGCGGGGACCGCAGGGUUCAGCGGAGGGGUUGGGCGCUGGCUGCGGGGCCGGGGCCGGGGCGUCCCCCGCCUUUGGACGGGAGGGGCUCUGCCUUCCUGCGGAGCCGAGAAGAAGGGGCCGAGCCACCCUGCUCCCCGCCCCGGAGGGGGUGAGAGCCGUCCUGCUCGGCGCCGGGGGUUCGGCGGGGCAGGGUGCCCGGGCUGUCCCCUCGCUGCGGCCGCCGUCUAUGAGGCACUAGCGAGCCUCUCUCCAGCGCCGGGAGUCGACACAGCCCGCGGGCAGGGCCAGGCCGGGGUGCCGUGCGGCGGGUGGCACCCCCUCCUUCUCUCUUCCUCCUCCUCUUCCUCCUCCUCCUCCUCUUAACUUAGCCACGGCGGCGCGGGGCGGUGCGCUUCGCCCUGCGCCGGCGGCGGGGGAUGUGCGGGCGGCGGCGGCGGGAUGGCUUCGGCCGUGUUUGAGGGCACCUCGCUGGUGAACAUGUACGUGCGGGGCUGCUGGGUGAACGGCAUCCGGCGGCUCAUCAUCAGCCGGCGGGGCGACGAGGAGGAGUUCUACGAGAUCCGCACCGAGUGGUCGGACCGCAACAUCCUCUACCUGCACCGCAGCUACUCCGACCUCGGCCGCCUCUUCAAGCGGCUCCUCGACUCCUUCCCCGAGGACCGGCCCGAGCUGUCCCGCUCUCCCUUGCUCCAAGGGCUCAUCGCAAUAAAAGAAGCCCAUGAUAUAGAAGCCAGACUUAAUGAAGUGGAAAAGCUUCUGAAGACUAUUAUAAACAUGCCCUGGAAGUAUUCGAGGUCUGAAGUUGUCCUCACAUUCUUUGAGAGAUCUCCUUUGGACCAAGUUCUAAAAAAUGACAAUGUCCAUAAAAUUCAGCCAAGCUUUCAAAGUCCAGUUAAAAUAUCAGAAAUCAUGCGAUCAAAUGGAUUCUGUUUAGCCAACACUGAAACAAUAGUCAUUGACCACAGUAUACCUAAUGGAAAAGAGAAGCACCUGGAUGUAGAUUCAGCAGAACAUUUGUUCGAAAGUGUUAGUGACUUUACCUCAGAGCUGGAAGACAGUGAUGAUCCAACAGCUUAUGUCACCAAUUUGACAUACUACCACCUGGUCCCAUUUGAGACUGACAUUCUGGACUGA